AGAAUUAUUUUUUAACUCAUUUCGGCAACUCCGUUUGUCAACUUUGCAGCUGGAGACGUUCUGGGAUGAGUUCACUCUGCUGAAUGUAUUUGCAGUUUGAGGCACUAAAUUGACACCAUGCCUAAGAAGUUCAAGGGAGAAAAUAGUAAGGCAGUUGUUGCCAAAGCUCGCAAAGCCGAGAGGGCAGCCGACGAGAAAGCCAAGAAAGACAAAGCCAUAGAAGAUGCAUAUUGGGAAGAUGAUGACAAACAAGUUAAAAAAAAGAUGGCAAGAAAGGAAGAUAAAGAAAAGAAGAGGCAAGCAGAGUUGGAGAAAAAGGCAGAACUACGAGCUUUAGUAGAGAACGAAGAAUCAACAUUGACUCCAAAAGCUACACCGCAGAAAGUAACUCAGUAUGAGUUGAAGAGAAAUCAAGAAAGACAAGUUGAAUUGGAGCAGCAACUGAAAGAAAAAGAAGAUUCUAAGACACACCUUGACAAUCCCCUAAUUGAAAAUCUCAAUAGGGUAGAAGGUGAUGUGAUAUCAGCAAGUGGUAUUGAUGCAGCGCUGUCUGCUCUAAAUACUGAUGACAGUAACACAGACCGCCAUCCAGAGAAGAGAAUGGCAGCAGCUUUUAAGGCCUUUGAAGAGAAGAGACUACCACAGAUCAAGAAAGAAAAUCCAAAUUUGCGUAUGUCGCAGCAGAAGCAGAUGUUGCGUAAAGAAUGGCUGAAGAGCCCUGAGAAUCCUCUGAACCAAAGGAAAUGAUUAGAUAAACCAGUGAUAUACUAAGCAUAAUGAAUAUACCAUUGGAGGAAGGAUAUCUAAGAUCUCUUGAUUUAUUUUCAUGUUUGCAGUUAUGUAAAUCAAAAUGAGAUUACAACUCAGAUGAUAUAUAUCUAAGAAUUAUUUAAGAAUUUAUGUAGAAGUGAACUUUUUUUCAUCAUAAAGACUUUCAGUAUAAUUGUUAUCAUUGCGAAUUUUUUUUGCUUUUGGAAUAUAUCUACUCACUAUUUAUAUUGUCUUUUUUUUUUGUAUGUAUGAUUUUGUAUGUGGGUACUUGCAGGUGCAUGCUUGUUUGUAUGAGUGCAUGGAUUUGUUUUUGCUUUCAAAUAACUUCUAAAUGCACAAAAUUAGUGCAUAAAAUUUAUAACUUUAACAUCAUGACAAAAGUGAAGCUUCUGGGUUCCCCUUUUGCAGUUUUAUUAUGUUCUUGUUCUAAAUAUUGUUGACACUCCACACUGGAGGAAUAAACCUUUCUAUGUUCAAAGUGUUUGUUAGUUCUCCAGAAGGUGAUGUUUUAUUGAAUAUCAUAGGUUUUUAUAAUUUUUGCAAGUCCUUUUAUAGUGUCAUAAAAGAAAGGUGAUCACCUGUGUUUCAGUUCAGAAUGGUUAUCAAGGAAGGUUAAUUAGCUCCUAGGAUCAUUAAUGGCAUAUACAAAAUAUUGUUCAAGACUGACACAAAGCCAGUCUUUUAUCCUUUCAGCAUCUCUCUCACACUAUAGGAUGUGCACAGAAGAGAAGGAAAAAGAAAGGUGGAGAAGAAAAGACCAUGAAAAUUAGUUAAGGUGAGGGCUGAGGUCCAAGACUGGAGAUCCCCCACACUGGGCCUCAGUCCUCAUCUCCUAAGCCCCCCCAUGACAACAAUGGCCAUGAGGUUGACUGGGGAGGUCUUUCCUACAGAGGUAAAAUUUUGAAGUCAAUUAAAAAAAGAAGCAUCAGUAAUUUAUUCCAUUGCAAAUUGCAAAGUAUUUAACUAUAAAGUCUUCAGUAUUGUCUUAUUCUCUAACAUAAAAUCUGUUAUAAUGGUUGGUCACUACAUUUUAUGGGGAUGAUUUUCUUAUUUCCACCUUCUUUUCUUCAAAAAUGGGAAAUGCACUGACUUUUCUACUUCUAAUUUAACAUCCAGAUUAAUUUUUAAAAGUUAGAUUUGGUCUCUUGUGCUUAGUUAUCCCAUUCCUAAGGUGAUCUCCAAGCACCAUACUGGGCCACACACCAGACGUGGUGUAGAGUCAGCUGUUGAAGGGGAAAAUUAGAUUUACACUCUUGUCUGUGUCAUAAACAAUUAUAUAGGUAAUGAGUCUAAAUAGAUUUAAAGCUUUCCUUUGAAGACUUUCUCUCCUCCGUGACUGCAGUCAGGGUAAAAUAAGUGAACAACUGUAUAGCUCACAAUUUCAUGAAUGCUCAACCAUACAACAUUAUGGGACAUCAUCCUGGUGUGAGUGAUAGUCUAGCCAUAUGAUAUGAUAGGAUGUCAUUUGUUUCCAAUGGCUUAAACAUUUAGCUUAUUUUAUUUCUAAAGGAAAUGCAUAGUAUAUAAAUUUAGUAUAAGAAUUAGGAAAGAAAGAAAAAAAAUUGAAUUUCAAAGUUUGAGGUUUGUAUGCAAGAUGAUAUCCACAGCUGAGUUUAGACAGUUGAUGCCGUAGAAUAGAAAUGUGAUUCCCGAGGUCAACAAUAUAUUCAUACAGAUUUAU
Molecule: messenger RNA, 2452 nt
Organism: Penaeus vannamei (Pacific white shrimp)
Lineage: Eukaryota; Metazoa; Arthropoda; Malacostraca; Decapoda; Penaeidae
Product: coiled-coil domain-containing protein 124
Biological process (GO): transcription by RNA polymerase II
Cellular component (GO): nucleus
Molecular function (GO): transcription coactivator activity
Source: RefSeq, a predicted model, not a curated record